Messenger RNA from Acanthocheilonema viteae, 1977 nucleotides. The record is from the annotation of a GenBank genome assembly. NCBI's taxonomy places the organism in Eukaryota, Metazoa, Nematoda, Chromadorea, Rhabditida, Onchocercidae.
AUGUCACUAUCAUCAAGCGCAACUAAUAGACGACAUCGACGUCAUUUAUCAAGUCAUAAUUAUCGUAAUCGAGCAAGUGAUCAUACAAAUGGAUUCGGUGGUCAAUCGAAAGAGGAUGAUUUAGAUGUGAAGUGUGGGAAUUUUUUACCCGAAAAUGGUAUAGAAAGGCUUCUGAAUAAAGAUUCUACAAUUUUAAAUGUCAGAAGUGAUGCUUUUCCGGUUUUUGAAUGUUUUGCAACGGAGAUUAGUAGUUUGGAUGCAAAGAAAAAGUUGUACAAUGAUUUACGGAUUGGUGAUGAAUUGUGCUGCCGAAUCCGGCGUGUCGAGUUAGCCGGUGUCUAUGUUGAGCCUAUCUGUACAUUACAUUCAUUUAGACGAAGUUUGAAGUGGAUUAACGAUUUUCAGAUUUUAUUGGAAAGAAAUCUACAAAGUGGACAUGAUUACCGAGCGAACGAUUUGAUCAAAGUUUUGGUAGUUGGCCUUAACGAAGAAACGAAAAUUCCAGUCUUUGCCAUAGAUGAAGAUGCGGGUCUUUUGACGGAAGCUGAAUUGCCGACCUACUUCAGGAAUGGUGAAGAAAUUGGUACGAAAACUUUUGAUGAAUAUCUCAAAGACUAUCUGCCAGCCACUAAUCCUAAUCUCGGAACACUUUUUGGUAUAGAGACUGACUUACCCAUUUCGUUUUUGCAUGACUUAAAAGAUACGGAUUUUUCAUCAAAAUAUCGUGCUCCUUACAUCCGUCAUAAGCAGAAUGAAGAUCUUUCCAUGAGUGUUGCCAAAAGAGGUGUCGAUAAGAUUCGAGGAGGUGACAAUGCUGUUGCUGUGCAACAUUUCAACAAAGCACUUACUAUUUAUGAAAAAAAUAUUGAAGCACUAGUUGGCAGAGCAGCUGCAUAUGCCAAUAUGGGACAUUAUAAUUUGGCAGAAACAGACUUAGAUGCAGCUUUGGCUAUAAAUGCAUCCCAUAUGAAUGCAAGAAAUUAUAUGAUCGAAACAUUAUUACAAGAAGCUAAAAGAUUAGAAGAAGCUGGUAAAAAGGAUGAAGCAAAAGCGAAAUAUGAGAAAAGUCUAACCAUAAAAGAUGAUAUACGUGCAUUAAAUGGCUUAAAAAAUUUGGAACGAAGUCCAUCGGUUGAGGUGGUUGAAAUAAAGAAUGAUAAUGCCAAAGCCAAGAAUCGCAAAAGAGAACAGUCAAGAACAGUUGAUAAACAACAGCGAAGAAAACGUCGAAGAGAUGCAGAAAAGCUAGCCGAAUACGAACGGUUUAUUGCAGAGCUCAAAUCAAAGAAGCUUUAUUUGCUAGAAGCUAUAAUGAUUAGUGAACGAAUAGAAGUAGGUCGAUGUCUGUGUAUCCAUGCUCAAUUGCAAGCUGUUGAUACUGUUUUGCAGUUAUUACUCUAUCAACGUGGCAUCAUACCAGCUAUUGUAUCUCAAUUGCUUUCAAUCACUGAAUCACAAAAUGAAAUUAAAUUUGUUGAAACAUAUACGAAGAUUAGAGAGGCAUUGAAAGAAUUAUUCUGCAGCCGUAAUCGUCGUGCACUUCAUGAAGUUAUUAUAAUUAUUGGUGCAUCACGUGCGUUGCCACAGGAAAUUUACCGAAUACCUAUUAAAGUAUGUGAUUCAUCUGAAUCAGAUUUUUCACAUUGUGGUGAUAAUUGUGCUGAAUUGUCUCCCAGGGAACAACGUAGGAUAUCAUCAUCAUUGGUAGUAAGUUCAAAUUUAAGCACUACGCGAAAUAUUACUCAAAAUACGCGUGUUUUCAUUUUGGUACGUGGAACUUCUGCUCUUAAAUUUCCGGAAGAACUUGUCGAAAAUGAUGAUGGUUUUGAAUUACCGAAAGAUGAAGUGUUAGUACGACGAAAAAUCCACUUAUUGCAGUUUAUUCUAAAACACUUUUGCAUCGAGGAUGUUGUCGCAGUCAGUGAUUCUGAUACAGCUUGGUUCCGUCUUUCACCGGUUAUCCGGGCAUUCGGCUAA